This is a messenger RNA of Penicillium verhagenii, 858 nucleotides long. Its product is annotated as S-formylglutathione hydrolase. The transcript is spliced from 4 exons. Gene Ontology annotation, cellular component: cytosol. Gene Ontology annotation, biological process: formaldehyde catabolic process. Gene Ontology annotation, molecular function: S-formylglutathione hydrolase activity. The coding region runs from base 1 to 858 and encodes 285 amino acids. The record is from RefSeq and is a predicted model, not a curated record. NCBI's taxonomy places the organism in Eukaryota, Fungi, Ascomycota, Eurotiomycetes, Eurotiales, Aspergillaceae.
AUGUCCGUCACCACUAAAGCUACAAUCGCCUCCUUCGGCGGCAAGCUGCUUAAGCUUAGCCACAAUGCUACCACCACCCGCUGCGAGAUGUCCUUCAACCUUUACUUGCCCCCUCAAGCUCAGACCGAGAAGGUCCCUGUGUUGAUCUAUCUGUCUGGUCUGACCUGCACGGCGGACAACUGCUCGGAGAAGGGCUUCUUCCAGCAUGGUGCUAGCAAGAAGGGCAUUGCUGUGCUUUACCCUGACACCAGCCCUCGCGGUCUCAACAUCGAAGGUGAAAACGACGCCUAUGACUUCGGCUCUGGUGCUGGCUUCUACAUCGACGCCACCAAGGCCCCGUAUGACCAGGGCUACAACAUGUACAGCUACGUCACCGAGGAGCUGCCCCAAACCGUCUUUGCCGCUUUCCCGCAGUUGGAUUCCAACCGCGUUAGCAUUACUGGUCACAGCAUGGGUGGACAUGGUGCCCUCACUCUGUUUCUCCGUAACCCUGGCAAGUAUAAGUCUGUCUCGGCGUUCGCUCCUAUUACCAACCCGAUCAACUGCCCCUGGGGCCAGAAGGCGUUCAAGGGCUACUUCGGUGAUGAACAGCAGGCAAAGUGGAAGGAGCAUGAUGCUACUGAGCUGAUUAAGAAGUGGACUGGUGGUCCCCUUGAUAUCUUGAUUGACGUGGGUACUGGCGACAACUUCUACAAGCAGGGCCAACUUCUCCCCGAGAACUUCGAAGCCGCCGCCAAGGAAGCUGGUCUGAGCGGAUUGCAUAUUCGUUACCAGCCUGAUUAUGACCACUCGUACUUCACGAUGGCGUCCUUUGCCGAUGAUCACAUUGACCAUGCGGCCAAGUACCUUCUUGCAUAG